This is a messenger RNA of Staurois parvus, 657 nucleotides long. The record is from the annotation of a GenBank genome assembly. Lineage: Eukaryota; Metazoa; Chordata; Amphibia; Anura; Ranidae.
CCUCCACCUCCCUCCCUGAUAGAAGAGAGAAAGAAGAAGAAGAUUCUAGAAGUCACCAGAGAGAUCACUGAGCUGCUGACAGGAGAGGUUCCUAUAAGGUGUCAGGGUGUCACUGUCUAUUUCUCCAUGGAGGAGUGGGAGUAUUUAGAAGGACACAAGGAUCUCUACAAGGACGUCAUGAUGGACAAUCAGCCGCCCCUCACAUCACCGGAUGGAUCCAGUCAUGGGAACCCACCAGAGAGAUGUCCCCGUCCUCUGUAUUCCCGGGAUUCCACACAGGAAGGUCACACCAUCCCUCACCAUCAUCAGAGUGGAAUCCUCGGGGAUGAUAAUAUUGAUGUUAAAGAAGAGUAUAAAGAGGAGGAUGAGGAGUAUGGAGUGAUGGAGGAGUUUUCAGAAGGACACAAGGAUAUGAUGGAGCCACCUAAUACCAGGAACCCACCAGAGAGAUGUCCCCGUCCUCUGUAUUCCCGGGAUUCCACACAGGAAGGUCACACCAUCCCUCACUAUUACAAGAGUGGAGAUCCAAUCGAUAUAGAAUUUGAGGUGAAAGCAGAAGAAGAAGAGGCGUAUGUGAGGGAUGAUCAGCAGUCUAUGGAGGAGGAUGGAAUAACGGGGACAUUUAUAGAGGAGGACACUCCUACAGAGAUCAGCACA